Molecule: messenger RNA, 1645 nt
Organism: Aspergillus vadensis CBS 113365
Lineage: Eukaryota; Fungi; Ascomycota; Eurotiomycetes; Eurotiales; Aspergillaceae
Product: nuclear transport factor 2 family protein
Exons: 2
Coding region: 359-1495 (378 amino acids)
Source: RefSeq, a predicted model, not a curated record
UGACGGGCGGGAUUGCGUGGUCAGCCUUAUAGGGCGCAUGUGUCGCUGCAUCGGACUCCGCGGAUUCCCUCUCUUUGAACGGGAUCGACUGAAACCUGGCUGCCUAUUAGGUCCCUGAUCCAUCUCAUCCCAUCCUCUUCCUACUACUAGUACUACUGCACUGCUUGUGAUAGUCAUACUUAUCUACACGCCAUAUCUGCAGAUUCCCCCGCCAUCUCCCCCCUAGUCAUUUAGUCUCUCCUGUUCUGUUCCAUUCCCCUCAUGAAUCUUUCCAUUUGACCGACUGCUAUCUUGGCAAACCGUCACUCUUUACAGAUCCAUCCAUAUUUUCUUUAUUUCUUGCUGCGCAUCAGUCAUUAUGCGUACCCAUUUCCUGUGCCUUGCGGGCGCCUGGCUGGCCAGCUGUGCUGCCAGUCCAGUUGCCGGUCAUCCUGGUGAUGCUUCUGUGCCCCAGAUGGCUCUUGCGGACUCGCACGCCUCCUUCCCAAUAGUGACCGGCCAUGAGAUCCAUAUUCCCUGUGCUACAAUCCCAGGAUCCAAGGAGGAUGAGGCCAAGGAUCCCUCUAAAGCAUAUCUGGCGAUGAAACUCCGCACGGAGAGCAAUGCUCUAUUUGUCAACGAUGUCACCGUCUUUCCUAGUUCAUUCCCCAUGCAUUUGCCGGCAACCCGAUACCAGGACGCAUCCGGUCAGAAUCCGGAGCAUCUGCUCCUGCAGUACGCCAUGGACAUUGAAUAUAUGCCCCCUCGUCCGGAUGGGUCCCUGGUGCAAGACGUCUACCGCGUGCAACUCAAGUUCUUCGAUCUCUCUGGCCACCCUGCCACGACAGACACUGUCAGCGUUCGACUGUCGUCACAGCAGUCGGGCGAGUUGUACAUUACUCAGAUCGCCGUGGAGCCACUUCCCCACUACCAUGACGCGCACGGCGAUGGAAAUUGUGUCUGGCACGCCAAGUACUGGAACUUGAUUAUGGAAAAGUACCGUGCCUGGCGCGAAAAGAAAGGACACGGCCCUCACAAAGGACCCAAGUCGCAGGAGAGUGACGACCACGAGCACAAUGAUCACCACCAUCAUCCCAAGGAGCGACCAGCAACUCACCGGGGGACUAAGGAGGGCAGACCUUUCCCCACGGAACAGACCACCGCACACCAAGAGGCUAAAGAGAACAGUCCAGAACUCCCCACGACGGACUCCGACAAAGCUGCGCCCGACUCCCCGUUUCGGGUGUAUGGGGUGGACAAAUCUCUGCGACCGACGGCUUUGCGUAACAAGGAUUACCGCCGGGACUUCUGGCGACUCGUGGUGCCUGCCAUCAUUCCGGGACUCCUGGGGGCCGUUGCUGGAUUGGUGGUGUGCACGAUGGGGUUGCUUCUCUGGAAGAUUGUGGCAUGCACGUGUGUCAGUAUGCGGCAGGGUCGCAGAUGUCGGAAGCGUUGCCAAAGGAGGCAAGGCGUGUUUUAUCGGAGAAGCAACGACUGCUGCAGCAAGACCAGCUGAGUGAGGCGUAGUCCCGUUACCCUACUUAGCAUUGAGUAGGGAUGAUGGUAAUCCUGCGUGGGGGCUGAGUCGGUCGCAGAUGCACGGCGAGACUUUUUAUUGAAUGAUGUAAAUAACAUGAGACAAGCUGAUUAAUGCACAUUAUUUGCU